Messenger RNA from Nicotiana attenuata, 698 nucleotides. RefSeq names its product ethylene-responsive transcription factor 15-like. NCBI's taxonomy places the organism in Eukaryota, Viridiplantae, Streptophyta, Magnoliopsida, Solanales, Solanaceae. The transcript has a single exon. The record is from RefSeq and is a predicted model, not a curated record. Gene Ontology annotation, molecular function: DNA-binding transcription factor activity; DNA binding. Bases 110 to 619 code for a protein of 169 amino acids. Gene Ontology annotation, biological process: ethylene-activated signaling pathway; regulation of DNA-templated transcription.
UAUAUAUAUAUAUAUAUAUAGCUGUUCCACUCAUUAGUCCUACUUUAUACUAAAUAUAUCUACACUAUAUUUAUACAUAUCAAAAGGACAACAUAAAUCUCCACUUUAGAUGGACUUGAAGAUUCAAGAUCAUGAGAAACUAAUCUCAAUCAAAGUUGAAGUUGAAUCAUUAUCACUAGAAAUUGAUGAUUCAAUCUCCAAAGAAGAAAAACACUAUAUAGGAGUCCGAAAACGGCCAUGGGGAAAAUUUGCAGCUGAAAUUAGGGAUUCAACAAGGAAUGGUAGAAGGGUUUGGCUUGGAACUUUUGAUACUGCUGAAGAAGCUGCUAUGACUUAUGAUCAAGCUGCUUUUUGCAUGAGAGGUCCUUCAACUUGUAUGAAUUUCCCAGUGGAAAAAGUGCGCGAAUCGCUACAAAAAAUGGAAUGUAAUAACCUAAAAGAUGGAUUGUUAUCGCCAGCUGCAGCCCUAAAAGAGAAACACAAGAAGAGAAGUAGUAGUAGUUCAAGAAAGAAGCAAGUGAAUAUUAUUAAAGAAGAAGAGAAUGUGUUUAUAUUUGAAGAUUUAGGUCCUGAUUUAUUAGAUGAACUCUUAUCUGAGUAUUCCUCUUGUUCAAAUUAGUCUACUAUUUUCACAUCUGUAAGUAAAUCUUGUACUUCUCCUUGUUCUUGGUUUAAUUUACCAUUCUUUUUAUUUGGUU